This is a messenger RNA of Heterocephalus glaber (naked mole-rat), 2019 nucleotides long. NCBI's taxonomy places the organism in Eukaryota, Metazoa, Chordata, Mammalia, Rodentia, Bathyergidae. The record is from RefSeq and is a predicted model, not a curated record.
CCUGCGCCCGAGCUCCGAGGCCGCGCUUCCUGCGUCCGCGUCCCGGUCUCCGCGCGGAUCGCGCGCCCUCUCCGCGCCGCGCUCCCUCGACCGAGGCUCCCCAGAGCCCCCAGCCCGCGAUCGUGGCGUCCCCGAAGAAGCAGCUCAGGGUAGGGGUGUCGCGCCGCCCCUAACCCCGGGCCGCCGGGCAGAAACCCAGCCGGACCCGCCGCCGCCCGGGUGAGAAUUUCUAGGCUUCCCCCCACACAAAGUUCACACCGGAAAUAAAUGUGCAACAGAUCUGAGGCUGCCUGGCUCUUGGAUCUUCUCCCAGUCACUGUCAGGAGCCCUCCAAAGCUCAGAGCCCCACACUGCUACUUGCCGUAAGGAGACCUCUCCGCUGCAGCUGCGCACCUGAGAUGCCCAGAGUCUGCGUGGAGCCGUCCCUUGACUGUUCAGCAGAUGAUUUUUUAGUGUGGCACUAGAGAUUUUCUUUAAUGCACAUAAAAGAUUUUUGCUGCUGCUGCUGCUGCUUUUUAUUUAUUUAUUUUCUUCCUUUGACCCGGGCUUUGCCUGGCUCUUGCGGACAUGAUGGCCCAGUCCAAGGCCAACACCUCCCACCAUGCACUGACCGCCAUCGGCCUGGGGAUGCUGGUCCUCGGGGUCAUCAUGGCCAUGUGGAACCUGGUCCCUGGCUUCAGCACUGCGGAAAAGCCUACAGCUCAGGGGAACAAGACUGAGAUUGGCAGCAGCGGUGGCAGUGGCAUCCUCAAGAGCAAGACCUUCUCUGUGGCCUACGUGCUGAUCGGCGCAGGGGUGAUGCUUCUGCUGCUGUCCAUCUGCCUGAGCAUCAGAGACAAAAGGAAACAGCGACAGAGUGAGGAGCUGGCCCACAUCCAGCAGCAGGCUGGGGCCACACCUCACACCCAGGAGGAAGACAGCCAAGAGGAGGAGGAAGAGGCCUCCUCGAGGUACUACGUCCCCAGCUACGAGGAGGUGAUGAACACAAACUACUCAGAAGCCAGGGAGUUGGAGCAGAACCCCAGGCUGAGUGUCUCUCUCCCAUCCUACGAGUCCUUGACAGGGCUCGACCAGACCAUCCCCACCAGGCCCGAGGUGGACCCGAGCCCCGGGAACCCCCCCAACAGACAGAACUCCAAAUUAGCCAAGCGCCUGAAGCCCCUGAAGGUUCGAAGGAUCAAAUCGGAGAAGCUUCACCUCAAAGACUUUAGGAUCAACCUCCCAGACAAAAAUGUGCCCCCUCCCUCCAUCGAGCCGCUGACCCCUCCACCACAGUAUGAUGAGGUCCAGGAGAGGGCCUCUGACGCCCGGCCCCCUGAUUGACAGCCCCUCUCGGCCACUACCCUCCUGUCCUGCACUGUCCACAUCACAGACUGCAAUGCAGCUGCUUUAGCCUGGCUGAGCAGCAGAGGGCCGAUAUGCACCUGGCUGUUGGGAUGGGGGAGUCUGUGACCAGACAGGACCAGGGAUGGUCCAGGACCCUGCUAUAGGUGCAGCAGAAGGUGGCUGUCUGGAUGCUGUCCAGGGUGCAGCAGAGUCUUCUUCUCAUCUUCCUUCCUCGAUGCUGAAUCCGUUGCUGGCGACACGCUCCUCUUUCAAGCCAGGAAAGGAUGCCUAACAAUUUGUUUAGAUUGUGACUGUUGUAUUUUAUUUCUACUAUGACUGUUUUGUUUCCAAGAGAAAACAAGAUUUUCAUUUGCUCUCUUUCCUACAUCCUGAACGGGGGUGCAGAGAGAGAACCUGGCUCAGCUUUGCCCCCAGGACCUGGAUCACUCUGUGCAGGAAGCAGUUGAGCACGUGGGGUGGACCCGGGUGGUGGCUCUCGGGGUCCCUGAUGCUGUCAGUUCUUUGAGGACCUCAGGCCUGAUGAACUUGGGCACAUAAUGCACAUGACGAUAGUCUCACUGGUACCAUUUACUAGUAGUCCCUUCUGUGUGUCAGCAAAAGAGACAUUCUCCUCCUAAAAUGUCAUCGGACCAAGCUUUUUAUAAUAAAAUAUUUUAUAUGUAGCACACUUGA